Molecule: messenger RNA, 1665 nt
Organism: Emiliania huxleyi CCMP1516
Lineage: Eukaryota; Haptophyta; Isochrysidales; Noelaerhabdaceae
Exons: 1
Coding region: 1-1665 (554 amino acids)
Molecular function (GO): oxidoreductase activity, acting on the aldehyde or oxo group of donors, NAD or NADP as acceptor
Source: RefSeq, a predicted model, not a curated record
AUGCCGGGGGCGGAGCGCGCCGCCGUGGCGCGCGAGUGCUGCGCAAUGUUUGCAUCGAUUGACCCUGGCUGGCUUCGCGAUUCGAUGGCGCUCGAGGGCUCCACGGAGUCGGUUGACGCCUCCAAGAAGCACUACCUCUUCGUGUCGGCCCUCCACGGCUCGCUCCUCUCCAUCGCCCGCACACUCGAGCGCGACGACGAGGCCCAAGGAGACGCGGCGACGCGCGCUGACGGCUCCGUAGUGCACAGCUUCCCGACUCCGCUCCCCACGCUGCCCGGCGUCACGGGUGAAAUCUGGUGCAGCAAAACCGGCGUCCCUGCCGCCGCCUCGCCUGGAGAUGGCUGCUCGGGCGCCGAGGUCUGUCUCGUGCUCGGCGCCGGCAACACCGACUUCCUUGGGCUGCGCGAUUGUGUGCAGCGCCUCUUUUGUCACGGCGAGUGCGUCCUGCUCAAGCACCACCCACUCCGCCCCUUUCUGUCUGCCCCGGCGGCGCACAUCUUUGCUCCGCUCUUGGCGCGAGGCUGCUUCGCCCAGAUUAUGGACCCGGGCGACGUGGCCCAAAUCCGGGGCAUGGUGCAGCACCCGCUCGUGGGGCAUGUUGCCGUGACGGGUGGCGCAGGCACGCAUCUCGCCGUGGCUGCCGCGCAGCGGGCUGUCGGCAGGCAGGACAGUCUCAGCAGCGAGCUCGGCUGCGUGACCCCGUGGAUCUUCAUUCCCGACGAACCGUCUGCCGAAACGCCGGGCUGGAACAACGCCUCAGUGAGUUUCGCGGCGCGCAACCUCGCCGCGGUCAAGCUCGACAACGGCGGCCACAACUGCAACUCGCCGCAGGUUGUGAUACUCCCCAGCGGCUGGGGACACACCGACGCCUUCUUGGCCGCACUGCGUGGGGCGCUAUCAGAGCUACCCGCCAUCCCUCCCUACUACCCGGGGAGCUUCCAACGCGCCGAUGCGGCCGCUAGGGCUGCCGAGGCCUGCUCCGGGGCAAGCGUCGAACGGAUCCCGACGUCGGCAGGCCACGACUUUGCUCUGGUCGCUCUCGGAGAGGCGCCUGCUGCGGACGCCACACUGGCUCCGUGGGUGCGCGAGCGCGGCGCAGUGCUGAGAGAGGAGGCGUUUGGACCGCUGCUGGUGGUGCUGUCCCUGCCUAGCGCGUCUCCGACCAGCUACAUGGAUGCGUCGGCGCGGCUCUGCAACGAGCACAUCUUUGGCUCGCUUUCGUGCGUCCUACUCGUGCCGUCGACGAUCGCGCAAGAGCAGCUAGACCGCAGCCUCGUCGCUCCGCUCCAGUAUGGCGCGGUGGCAGUCAAUCUGUGGUCCGCUUUCAACUACCUCUUCCCUGAGGGCACCUGGGGCGCCUUCCCCGGCCGAUUCUCGCCCGCGGCGCCCUCGACGGAGGCUGAUGGCGUCGGCUCAGGCAACGGCGUGGUCGGCAACGCCCUCGCGCUUGACGGCGUGCAAAAGUCCGUGCUCCGGGCGGAACUAGCGAGCCCGGUGACAGACAUGAGCGGACGCCCGCCCGCCCGCGUCUUCUCCGCCCUGGCCGCCGGCGUCACGCACUCGCACCGCAAGGGAAGCCGCGGCUCAGCUUACGCGGUCGUUGCGGCACUCGCGGCGCUCGUGACGGGCGGCCCGGCCGCAAAGGCCGGGUCUGGACCGUCGUAG